Messenger RNA from Magallana angulata, 553 nucleotides. RefSeq lists its product as uncharacterized. The record is from RefSeq and is a predicted model, not a curated record. Lineage: Eukaryota; Metazoa; Mollusca; Bivalvia; Ostreida; Ostreidae. The transcript is spliced from 3 exons. The coding region runs from base 57 to 383 and encodes 108 amino acids.
ACUUGUACCUUAUCUUAAACUAUAGUUAGUAUUUUGGAGAGACUUUGUCAAAGACAAUGGACGUACUGAAGUUGGCGUUACUUAUUAGUGCAUAUGGCUUAAUUAUCCUUAUUCCAAUGUUCAAAGGGGCAGCAUUUAUCAAUAUAGGGGAAUGCCCAGAUGGACACAAGGAAGGAGACACCUGGGCCUGGGGUGGCUCCUGUGGAGAGUGUUCCUGUCAUGUCGAUAGCUGGGGAUGUGUGUCGUGUGGGGUACUGGCCCCCGCUGAGCACUGUUACCACGAAUCGAACACGCACGCCCACUAUCCGAACUGUUGCCCAUCACUCGUUUGCGUUGGAGAUCCACAUUUCAACCACACCAAAUACGACAUACUAGGCAAAUAGGAAACUAAAAAUUCCUCUUUUUAAUCAUUGUUUGAGUGUGUUGUAUGAGUGUCAUUUGAUCCUUUUUAUACUUUUUUGCUGUGAAGCUGUUCAACACAAGCAUCAUCGUAAAGUAAAACAUUACAUACAUAAUAAAGAUAUUCGUGUAUAACUGAAAGUUGUUUUGUAUG